UAGGCUGCGAGUCUUGUUGGCAUGCUGAUAGCCCCUCGGUUCACUGCAGUCCGUAAACAAGACCAUGUCAUUUCAACAGUUCAAAAAAGGGAAGAUCUGGCUUUGACACAGUGCUUUUGCUGAUGUUCCUUAUCCUGACAGUGGGAAGAAAUCCCACCUAUAAUUCUGUUAGAAGACUGAGAGCCAUCAAGUUGCUGUCUUGUGAGCAGUGUUUUUGUUUAACUUCCCAAAAUCCAGGUGACUUCCAUGGGACUGCUCGCUGACUCCCAGGAGUGCUACAGACAGCAAGAUGUCCAGUAGCUGUAGGAUGAAACCCUUGAAACUGAAUAUCCUGGUGAAGUUCCAGACCUGAUGCUUUCACUGUCUUCUCUGCUGUCUAUGCCUACAAUGUCCUGUUACAUGAACAACACAGCUUUUGUUUGUGGGAAACAGAAGAGGUUUGUAUUCGUCGAUUCUACGACUGGUGGUUCUUGAAGCAUUGCUUAUGCUGGGAAGCUUCUGUCUCCUCAGCAGAGCGACUUCUAAAGACAUGCAAACAGUGCAGUUGCUGCAGCACUGAAGUUAGGUGCAAAGCCCUAAGUAACUUUGUAGCAUAAAUAAAGAGCACUGCAAGUCUGAGAGUGCUGAGAGCGCUGUAAGAAAAAAAAGGUGCAAGUGAUAACAGCUAAUGAAGAUCUGUGUGAAAGGAGGCUCCACUACCCACAACUAUAAAAAAAGCAUUUCACAGCAUUCCCCAAGCAUUUUCUUGGUUUUUGCCCAAUUUUCACUGCUUCCUUCCAAUCCUGUGCAUCAUCACAAUAGCUGCAAACAGGUUGGUGUCUCUGGGGAAGAUGUCUCUGCAAGAAGAUGCAGGCGUGCUGAAGACUUCAGAAAAGUGAGCAAUGAGUCCUUCUGAAAGCUGAAGAGAAGCCCCCUUGCAGGGUCAUGAACCUAAGACAAAUCUUCGUGUCUGUACUGCUGUUUGGAGUAGCUGGUCUACUCCUCUUCAUGUAUCUGCAAGCUUGGAUUGAAGAACAACAUACAGAGUCUGGAAAAAAACUGCAACAAGAGACAAUUAAUCAGGAUUUCACGCUCCAGCCUCUGGGGAUGCCAAGGAAAGCAGCGUGGAGGAGAAGUGCUCCUGUGGGCCUCAGUAACCAUGAGAUGGCUGUCUCAAGCAGCAGGCACUGGCGGGGCAGGGCUGACCCUUUCGGCGUGGUGGCUGCCUCCUCGGGGAGCCGGCUCCCUGAGCAGCAGCAGACGAGUGAGUCCCCUCUCAGCUGGUUCAGAGGGGUGUAUUUGCCUCCUGCUCUGCACCCAUUAAACAAGACAUUUGUCAGGGGUGGUGAGUGGCAGGACACAGACAGCACCCAGGAAAAGCGCAGGGCCUUCCUGCAGGACUUCUGUAGGAAAUACAACAGCAGAAAGAAGCUGCAAACCCACCUGGUGCACCUAGUGUCAAGAAUUUAUGUAGAGGACAGGCACAAGGUUCUGUACUGUGAAGUGCCAAAAGCAGGCUGCUCCAACUGGAAAAGGGUCCUCAUGGUGCUCAGUGGACUCGCUGCUUCAGCAAACAACAUCUCCCAUGAUGAUGUGCACUAUGGAAAGCACCUGAGGAAAUUGGACAGUUAUGACCUAAAAGGGAUCUACACACGCUUGAACACGUACACCAAGUUCAUAUUUGUACGUGAUCCUAUGGAGAGACUGGUAUCUGCCUUCAGGGAUAAGUUUGAGCAUCCAAACAGCUAUUACCAUCCGGUAUUUGGGAAGGCAAUAAUUAAAAAGUAUAGACAGAAUGCAGAUGAAGAAGCACUGAAAACAGGAUCAGGAGUUAAGUUCAAAGAGUUUAUCCAAUAUUUGUUGGAUUCCCACCGACCAAUAGGAAUGGACAUUCACUGGGAGCAAGUCAGUAAGCUCUGCUAUCCCUGCCUCAUCAACUAUGAUUUUAUAGGAAAGUUUGAAACCCUGGAAGAAGAUGCCAAUUACUUUCUGCAGCUUGUAGGUGCUCCAGCCAAUCUGAAAUUCCCUAAAUUCAAAGACAGACAUUCCUCUGACGAGAGAACAAGUACAGAAGUAGUGAGGCAAUAUUUAAAGGAAUUGUCUAAGGAGGAGAGACAGCUGACCUAUGACUUCUAUUACUUGGAUUACUUAAUGUUCAAUUAUACAUCGCCACUUGUAUAGCACUAAAAUAGCUUCGGGCUUCUACUAGAUACUUAUCAUGUUGGGAUUCAAAACAACUACUUUGAUAUUAGCCCUGAAA
Messenger RNA from Camarhynchus parvulus, 2239 nucleotides. RefSeq names its product carbohydrate sulfotransferase 9 (gene CHST9). Gene Ontology annotation, cellular component: membrane. The transcript has 6 exons. Gene Ontology annotation, biological process: proteoglycan biosynthetic process; carbohydrate biosynthetic process. Gene Ontology annotation, molecular function: sulfotransferase activity. NCBI's taxonomy places the organism in Eukaryota, Metazoa, Chordata, Aves, Passeriformes, Thraupidae. The record is from RefSeq and is a predicted model, not a curated record. The coding region runs from base 925 to 2160 and encodes 411 amino acids.